CCUCGUCUCCCACCUUCGCACCCUCCAUUCAUCCCUCGUCUCUCUUAUACGUGUGUGUAUUCAUAUAUCCAUGUGUGUGUUUAUAAAUACGAUCUCUUAUCAGAAUUCAGCUUAUCUCUUAUCCCAUAUUUAUUCAUAUUCAAACCUCAAACCAGCCAAGGAUUAGGAAAAAAGAGGAAAUGUCUUUUUCUUGUAUUUCCCGCGUCUAGUAAUAGCGCUCGGCAAUGGUGAUCCCAGAUUCAUUGAUCGGGUCCCGAAAUCAUUAGCGAAGAGGAGAUCCGGCCUUCUCAUCGGGAGGGGGGGGGGGCUGGAUAUAUAAAAGGGUAUGAGGGCGGCGGAGGAGGAGGAGAACCGCCGUGGCUCCUGCGGGCUGCUGUUGGAGAAGUACGAGCUGGGGAAGCUGGUGGGAUGCGGGGCGUUCGCUAAGGUCUACCACGCACGAGACACGCGUACGGGUCAGAGCGUGGCCAUAAAGGCCGUGAGCAAGCAGCGGCUGGUGAAGGGAGGGCUCAACGCCCUCGUCAAGAGGGAGAUCGCUAUCUUGCACCGCUUGCGUCAUCCCCACAUUGUGCGCCUGUUCGAGGUCCUCGCGACGAAGACGAAGAUCUAUUUCGUCAUGGAGUUCGCCAAAGGCGGAGAGCUCUUCGCCAAGGUUUCCAAGGGGAGGUUCAGCGAGGAUCUCAGCCAUCGGUAUUUCCAGCAGCUCAUCUGCGCCGUCGGAUACUGCCACUCCCGCGGCGUCUUUCACCGGGAUCUGAAGCCGGAGAAUCUCCUCCUCGACGAGAAGCUCGAUCUCAAGGUCUCCGAUUUCGGACUCAGCGCCGUCAACGAUCAGAUCCGACCCGACGGACUCCUCCACACCCUCUGUGGCACCCCCGCCUAUGUCGCGCCGGAGAUCCUAGCCAAGAAAGGCUACGACGGCGCCAAGGCCGACGUCUGGUCGUGCGGUGUCGUGCUGUUCGUUCUCAAUGCCGGUUAUCUCCCCUUCAACGAUCCCAACCUCAUGGUAAUGUACCGUAAGAUCUACAAGGGAGAGUUCCGUGUCCCGAAAUGGACGUCUCCGGAGCUCCGUCGACUCCUAAUCCGGCUUCUCGACACGAAUCCGGAGACGAGGAUCACCGUCGACGAGAUAAUCAAAGAUCCGUGGUUCAAAAAGGGAUACGACGAGAAAAUGUCGAGAUUCCACCACGAGGAAUUCGAUCUGAAGCUACCGGAGAGCGAGGAGAGGGGCACGAGACGCCUGAAUGCAUUCGACAUCAUAUCGGGUUCACCGGGAUUCAACCUGUCGGGUCUGUUCAGGGAAGAGAGCAAGAUGGAGCGGUUUGUAUCGGCAGAGGCGCGGGAGAAGGUGGUGGAGAAGCUGGAGGAGGUGGCGAAAGCGGAGAAUUUGACGGUGACGAAAGAGGGGGAAUGGGGGAUGAAGCUGGAGGGGCAAAAGUGUAAUUUUGCGAUGGUGGUGGAGAUAUACCGGUUAACGGACGAGCUGGUGAUGAUAGAGGCGAGGAAGGGAGAGAGAGGGGGAGUAUCAGGACGCGACUUGUGGACAGAUACAAUAAGGCCGUGUCUUAUUCAACUCUCUCAUAAACCGGCCGCUACGGUCUCCGGUUGCAGCAGCGUAGGAGCUACUUAGCGUUUACGCGGCGUUUCGGGAUACAAACGCUGUUUGUUUAUAGGUCAUAUAUGUACAUAUAUAUAUAUUUCUGUCCGGUCCCAACUGUGAUAAAUAAAAGAAAAUAAUAAAAAAGAAACUCAAAAUCAGUUCUAUAAGAAAAUGGGUGGUUUAUGAUCUCCCCCCUAAUAAACGAGUUGAACGUCAA
Tarenaya hassleriana is the source of this 1817-nucleotide messenger RNA. Its product is annotated as CBL-interacting serine/threonine-protein kinase 14. The coding region runs from base 326 to 1630 and encodes 434 amino acids. The transcript is spliced from 2 exons. NCBI's taxonomy places the organism in Eukaryota, Viridiplantae, Streptophyta, Magnoliopsida, Brassicales, Cleomaceae. Gene Ontology annotation, biological process: protein phosphorylation; signal transduction. Gene Ontology annotation, molecular function: ATP binding; protein kinase activity. The record is from RefSeq and is a predicted model, not a curated record.